AAGGAGCACGUGAAAGCAGCAGUCAUUCUGAACAGUUGCUAGAGAUGCUUGCAGCCGCAGCUCUCUUCAGUGCGCGGCCGCAGCGGAACAGUAGAGAAAACAAUGUGCAGGAAGAGGACCACUGAAUCCCUCCAGACAGAGUGACUGAUCAUGGCCAGUCGGUGUCGAGACGGUGCUCGCAGCCGUUCAGGAGAGCACGUCGGUGGCCUAAAAACGGCGCGAACACCCCAACAAGAAGAAUCGUCUGGAGAGAUCGGGGACGCGGCGGAAUCGCUGCGGGAGCUGCCACGAUGGAUGCGGCUUUACUUCUACGGGAUGCAUGGUGUGACACUGGAUGUCCUGUUGUCAUCGUUACAGGGGGUUUUCAAUCAUCGGGACCCUAAACUGGUGGGGUUUUCAUCUCCAUAUCUUUGUAUCAUGCAUUCGCUAACCCACUUUGCGCUUGAGAAGAUCUACUCACAGAAGAGGUGUUUCCGAGGUCGGCCUGUGGUGUUUCAUCUUGUUUUCUAUCCGUCUGUCUACAUCGGGCUGCAGAUCCUGAUCGGGAACAUCAACACUUUGACCGAGCAGGUGAGGGUAGUAUCAGGGACGCAGCUGGCUGUGCACUACAUCCUGGCUAUCUACUUCGCCCAGGUGUUUCACCGAGGGCUGUCAAGGCUGCAGUAUCACCCAUGCUGCCCCAUUGACCUCCUACGUAAACCCGGCCCGGAGGACAGCGGUCAGGACCGGACAGGUCCUCAGGGUCUCCCCGGCUUUGUGCGGUUCUUGUUCUUCGGGAUGCACGGCUUUCUGGACGAGGUGCUUUUCACCUCUAUGUUCAACCUGGUUGAGAAGUCGGACCGGACCCUCAGUGGCCACACGUCCCUGUGGUCUUUCCUGAUGUACGGUAGCUGCAGCUUCGUGGUGGAAAAGCUCUACCUUCACCUGCAUUUCAGCAGAGGUUGGGGGACGUGGCAGCGCCUCCCGCUCUACAUCUGCUUCAUCUACGCCUGGGAGUUCUCCUGGGGUCUGGUCCUAAGGCAGUUUGACGCCUGCUCAUGGGACUAUUCCCACUAUCCUCACAACUUCAUGGGACUCAUCACCCUCCUCUACCUGCCUGGCUGGGUCUGUCUCAGUCUGUAUCAGGACAUGCUGUCUAAUGUCCUGCUGAGGAUCAAGUGGAACAAAGAUGCAGAUGUGAGUGGGGAGAAUGGAGAGGUCAAUGGACAGCUGGAGUCAAAGAAAAAACUACUUUAAUGUUUCUUUUUGAGGUUUUGGGCAAAGUCUCACCCACAUGUUACUAAUGAUAAACAAGGAGGCAUUAUUCAUUCCUAAAAAGAAAGAACAGGGCGUACAGGCCUGGGCAGUAUUUAUUACCCAAACUGAUUUAGUGAGAAGAGAAAGUUUGUGUUUGUCAACAGAUUCAGUUUGAAAAGGUUUACAAGGUUAAAUGGUCAUGUAGGACCAGGUUGGGCAGUCAACUCAAACCAUGGUUUGCAUUUGCCCACAUAUCAAAGUAGGCUAUCUAAGAUAAUUACUUUGGUUCAGACAGGAGAUGUUACCAUGACAACAAAUGUUGAGAUGAGUUGAGAUUUUGUGCAGUUAAUACUUGCAGAAAGUUGAGAUUCAGUUCACUCUGGAAUCUGGACACUUGUCACCAGUAUGCAGAUGAGACAUUUUUCUGUUGUCACUUCUGCAAUGCCUGAUAUUUCUGGGUCCAUAAAUGGAGAUAAAACACAAUGUAGGACAUGGUUUGUUUGCCUAACCUGUUUGAAUUCAGUUAACCUACUGCCAUUUUUAUCUCUGUUGUAGGAUGCAGUUGUAAUAUUAACCAGUUUUACAAGUCUUCAUCACUUUGGACGUCUGAAUAUUCCAUUUUUUUUUUUUUUAGACACUGCAGUGACAGACCUGCCUUCUCAUACACUACAUGAUUGUGACAGGUUUAGUUUGGGUCAGAGCGAUUAUGUCACUUACAUAUUCAUUGGCAUGCUUUAACUGUAGCCCAUAUCUGCAUGCUAAACAAAAAGGUAGAUAUAAAAAUUAAAAAAGAAAAAAAAAAAAAAACUACUGGAAGGUUUUGUUUCAGGUUUAUGAUUUAGGGUUUCUUCCCCAAAACACAUAUAUCCACCUAAAAUUCAAACAUCAGUAUUUUCAAAACAAGGAAAAUGUAAGUUAAGAGGACAGUAUCCACUUGCUCCAUAUUCCUUCAUGCAAAUAGUCAGUUUUUAAAUGUUGAUCUCAUUUUAUUUUUUAAAUUGUUAAUGUUACAUUUUGGAACAUACUCCCAAUUGUCACCCAGCUUGUUCAUAUGAUCCCAGAGUAACGCAUGACAAUUAUUAGAGUAGCGGUAAACCCAGUAAUAUAUGUAGCAAGGGAAAAGCUGUAGCUGAAUGGGUACGAGGAGCCGAGGGAGAUUUUACUGUGAAUCUUUCAUGAACCAAACGUUACUUUGCUGUAGUGCCUUCAGCCUCAGCUGUUAUCACAGAAACAAAGCUACCCACAGGUCUCUUUUCAGCUGAAAGUGCUACAGUUGUGGGUGGGGGCCACAGUUCUGCUGUCAAUGUACUGUAUGAAACAUCUGAAACCCAUCUGAACAUUUGGAGCACAGCUCUCCUGAUAAACAUAAUUUCUACCAUCAGCACCAAUGACAGGUUCUCAGUCAGUGAGGCUGAGUCCCUUACACUAUCAGUAAUUAUACUACUUCCGCAGCAAAAUUAUGGGUAUUUUUUCUUGUCUCCAGUGAAAAGAGCAUUAAAUAACCAAUAUCAAUACAAAUUAAAAAAAGAGAAAUACAAUAUUAUGAAAAAGUCGAUUAAUUUACAGAUUACUAUGUCCUUUGAAAACUUACUUAAAACUCCCAAGCUUAGUCGUGUCAAAUUAUUUCUAAAAGCACUUACUGAGCAAGUUUAUCUCUAACUGAUGGACGUUUCAGUCAAGCAGCCAUUUAAUUUAAACCCACUGAUCAAACUUGAAGUAAAUAUUGUACAGACUUACAGGUUCAGAGGGAACAGUUUCUAGUAAAAAGUUUUUUUAAACUCCAGUGGUUUGGCUUUAUAGUGGUCUUAUGCCUUCUGAGCAAACCAAUCUAAGUACCUUGCACUGUGACUAAACAAAUGGUGGUAUAUCUUAGCAAACUUGUAAACUUUAUACAGGUCACAUUGUAAGGUGAAUAGACUGUCUUUUGGAGUUGGUUUCUGAAAUCAAACUCUGAGUGAGCUGAUGAAUUUACCAGCAGCUGUAGCUGUUUUAGUCCCACAGUGGUAUUUUAAGUCAGUGCUGGAAUCAAUCCUGUCAUUUAUGAAGCUGCCCUUUAAUCAUUUCUAUAAAAUUAGGAAACAGUUUCUUCUAAAUACAACUCUAAAUUCUGAUCAUUUUUUGUAUGCCCUCAUAGACCAAGGAGUGACAGUGAAAAUUGUUGUACAUCAUUGAAAUUUAUUAGAAUCAUUCUCGUUGGAUUCUUAAAAUAUUUUUUUCUUAUUCAUUAGGGAUUUCUAUCAAGGAAUCAAACUGAAUUUUGUCUAUGCAUAUUUAGAAAGAUAUCUGGCACAAAUAUUAUAUCUGAGAGGUGUCAGAACAUAUUUCAAAUCAUGUCUAAAUCACAAGUGGUGACUUGUUUUUUGUUCUACUUGGCAGCUAUAUUAAGGUUCUUUAACACUGUCAUUUUCUGAAUCACAGCCACAUGAGUGUGUGACUUUUUACAUCUUUAAGAUUUUCCAUGGCUGAAUAACUGUAAUUUAAUCACACUUUACUUUUGUGUUGUGUUAGUCACUGAUUUUAAAAAAGAGACCAAACUGCUUUCAGAAAAGGGUGUGAAAGGUUGAAAUAAAAUGCAGAUUAAAGUAAAAAAUGAUGACCGACUUGCAAUGGCAUGUACUGUACAACUUACAAUUUUAAUUAAAUCUAAAAAUUUCUUGUGA
Messenger RNA from Seriola dumerili (greater amberjack), 3896 nucleotides. RefSeq names its product transmembrane protein 229A (gene tmem229a). The record is from RefSeq and is a predicted model, not a curated record. The transcript has a single exon. Lineage: Eukaryota; Metazoa; Chordata; Actinopteri; Carangiformes; Carangidae. Bases 151 to 1236 code for a protein of 361 amino acids.